AUGUUCCUCUACAAUGAAAAUGAUAUAUCAUUUGAUGAAAAUGGUAAAUUUUAUGGAUUUAAGAAAGAUCCCUCCAGAGAAGAAAAGGAUAAAUUUGUAAAAGCUGUAAAUCAGUUCCUGAAGUUCCAUGCGGGUACAAGUAUAGUCUCGUUUGUGGUCCCUUUCCGUCUUGCGAAUGACUACAAAAACGACGUUGAUGAAUGGAUCAGAUCUACCAUUGGAAUGGGUGCAGAACAACUUACUCUUUGCUUAUCUGUUCAGGAUGGAGAACAAAUUGAUAAUUAUGUGUUUUGUUGUGAGCUUCUUUCUCAAGGUACAGAGUGCCAGUUAAAGACUCUAAGCUUGGUAGGAUGUCUGUUGACACCAAAUUCUGUCAGCCAAUUCAGCUGCUUAAAAACUCUCAUUACAUAA
Molecule: messenger RNA, 411 nt
Organism: Quercus robur (English oak)
Lineage: Eukaryota; Viridiplantae; Streptophyta; Magnoliopsida; Fagales; Fagaceae
Exons: 1
Coding region: 1-411 (136 amino acids)
Source: RefSeq, a predicted model, not a curated record